This is a messenger RNA of Sclerotinia borealis F-4128, 2190 nucleotides long. The record is from the annotation of a GenBank genome assembly. NCBI's taxonomy places the organism in Eukaryota, Fungi, Ascomycota, Leotiomycetes, Helotiales, Sclerotiniaceae.
AUGAUGUUACGGCCAAUUCCAACACUUUCCACACUUUCCUUAUUCUUAUUAGGAACUCUGCCGGGCAGAGUUCUCGCUGGCCAAACUCUUACGACAACAGGCUACACAUUAUGCUUGGCCGACUCGAAUAUCUCGGUCGAAAAGAUGGCCGUUACAUAUGAUAAUGACGCGAAAACAGUCACCUUUGAUGUGGCCGGAUCAAGCACCAAGUCUCAAAACGUCACUGCUACGAUCAAUGUUACUGCAUAUGGGAUUUCAGUCUAUUCGAACUCUUUUAAUCCAUGUAAAUCUGAUACUUUCGUAGAACAGUUAUGUCCGAUUCCCGUGGGAAAUUUUGCUGCUUCUGGAACACAGGCGAUCCCAGACAAAUAUGCCUCGAUGAUUCCCGCGAUUGCUUUCUCGGUCCCCGAUAUUUCCGCCAUUGCCACAGUCGAACUCAUGGAUUUGGAUACUGGCGUUGAGGCUGCUUGCGUACAAGCAGAUGUCACCAAUGGAAAGACCACCGCUCUUCCUGCCGUCACCUAUGUUGCAGCCGCCGUAGCUGGUGCUGCUGCCAUCGUAGGAGGGGUAUCUGCACUAGGUGCUGCAGCAAGUGGAGCAGGCGGAGGAGGAGCUGCAUCCAGCCCUUCGUUUACCGAAUGUAUAGGUUGGUUUCAGGGUAUGGCUAUGAAUGGAAUGUUGUCCGUCAAGUACCCUCCAGUCUAUCGACAAUUCACCAAGAACUUUGGGUUCAGUACUGGUCUUAUUCCUUGGUCCGGCAUGCAGACAUCGAUUGAUAAUUUCCGAGCCGCUACCGGAGGAAAUCUGACUGGCGAUAGUGUUACAUAUUUGAAGAAUGCUACGUUAGUAUUUUCUGAUGGGUCAACUGACACUCCCACCAAACGAUCAUUGUUCUCGAACGGAGUACUCUACGCUCGAGAUGUUGUGACGUCAAUCAACGGAACGGAUACUGCUAGUGACACCACGAACACAACCGCAAUCAUCGAAGAAAAAGUAGCCGGAAUCAAGGCAUACGUCGAAGAGCUUUCCGUUCCCCAAGCCAACACUUUCAUGACCAUUCUCCUGAUUGUUGCAUGCAUAAUUGCCGCAAUUGUAGUCGCAGUUCUCGCUUUCAAGGUCCUACUCGAGACCUGGGCACUCUUUGCAUCUUUCCCCAAGGGACUCACCGGGUUCCGAAAACACUACUGGCAAACCAUGGCUCGUCUCAUGGUGCAGUUGAUCCUGGCUCUCUAUGGUGUCUGGGUACUUUACUGUAUAUUCCAAUUCACCAAUGGAGACUCCUGGGCUGCUAAAACACUUGCUGCUAUAACAUUAACUAUUUUUACUGCUGUUCUUGUCUUCUUCGCAUACAAAAUCUCUUCCGCUGCAAAGAAACUCAAGGCGAGAGAUGGAGAUGUAUCGGGAUUGUACGAGAAGAAAGAUAAUUGGCUCAAAUACAGCAUGUUCUACGAGAACUACAAGAAGGAUUACUGGUGGUUGUUCGUUCCAGCUAUCAUCUACAUGUUCGCAAAAGGAUGUGUAUUAGCCGCAGCCGAUGGACACGGGCUCACUCAAACUGUUGCUCAACUCAUCAUCGAAUGUCUCAUGCUCGGUCUUCUCCUCUGGAGUCGCCCUUACGAGAGAAAGUCCGCAAACGUCAUUAACAUGUUCGUCCAAGCCGUGCGUGUUCUCUCCGUAAUCUGUAUCCUCGUAUUUGUCGAAGAACUCGGUAUUGCCGAAACCACGCAAACCGUCACCGGUGUCGUCCUCAUCGCCAUCCAAUCAGUACUCACAGGUACCCUCGCCAUCCUCAUUGGUGUAAACGCCAUCAUCUCAAUCAUCAAGCAAAACCCCCAUCGCAAACGUCGCAAGGAAGCCGAAAAACUCAACCGCGACCUCGACAAUCUCACCCCCCUCGACGCCCGCAACUCCCUCCUCAUGGACUCCAAAUCCAGCAUCCACUCCUACGACGCCGACCCUAAGCAUCCUUACAUGCACAGCACGCACGAAACGCACGAAACCUCGAGUUUCAUGAAUGAGCCCGCAAACCCCUAUUCGCGCAGCCGGGAGAAUCUCGUCGAUGCCGCGGCGCCGGUGGCGGGAGCUGGAGCGGAACUUGGAUCUGGAUCUGGAGCUGCUCAUGAGAGUCGUCAACCUACCGUGCCGAAUAUGAAUGCGGGUGGUGGCGCUUAUAGGGGUAUGGCUUAUUAG